CGCCCCGCAGGAAGUCGUCCCUGCAGGAGGGGGCGCUGGCGUCGCUGUCGACGACGAUAGCAGAGCUCUUCCAUCUUGAUAGUGAGCGGGCCGACCGAAGCUCAUAGGGCCACAGCACACAACAGCGAGCAGCAACGACGAGUUGGAUGUGUGUAGUUUAGACAGUUGAUUGGGCCUCUGUGCUGCUGAGUGGUGGUGGGCCAGCCAGAGUGGAGCAGAUCGCUUCAGCGGUGUGUCUGUCUGUCUGCCCAGUGAACAACAGCAGCAGCAGCAGCAGCAGCGGCGGGUCGUCGUUCGUCGCUGGCCGAAGUGACGUGCACACGCAGCGGAGUACACCGCCGCCGUUCGUGCUGAUUGUACUUGUAGCACCGCCACCGUCGCCGCCAGCCGUGGACUGCAUCGGACAACGAACAUGUCGAGGUUCGAGCAGCAGCAGCAACAGCAACAAGGACACGCGGUGGGAUCGGGGGGCGGGGUUGUCGCCACAGUUGCUGCUGGCACCCUACUGUUUACACACAACAAUUCGACGGCAACUGCGACAACAACAACAGCAGGUGCAGCAGCAGCAGCAGGCGGCGGUGUCACAUCGGGAGCCACAAACACAACAACCGUUGGCGGCUCGAUCGUGCACGUGGUUCAGCCUAAAGCGGAACCCCUUGACGAGGACGCUCUCGACCACAAUCAGAAUCACCCGAGCCACCCGGGUCACCCCCAGCCCCACCCGGUCGCCGUUACAGUGUCCACGGCGGCACCAGGAGCAGGUGGUGGUGGCGCAAUCGUUUCCUCGGUACCUACUUUGGCCGUAUCGAUUGUCGCGAGUUCGUCGGCGACAGGUGGCGGUACCCCUGCAGCGGUAACAGCAGCGGUAGCCGGCGCCGGCGUAACGACCACUCUCACAAACAGCGCUGCGAUCAGCACUGCCCCCGCAGGCAACAACAACAACAGCGCCGCACAGCAAGAUCCCCACGCUCAUCAUCCACACAACAACCACCCACACACCAUAUAUAGGAUGAGCGAAGACGGAUCGAAGUUGAUGGGUGCGCUGAAGGCCGCCGGUGGUGCCGCGGGGGAAGGGGGUCAACUCGUUGGAUUCGAAAUCACAACGGGCAGCGGCCAAGCUACGGGCGCAGCACAGCCGAAUAACGCUAUCGCACAAGCGAUGGCCGCAGCAGAACAGGACACGGAGGCGGAGGCGACCGGCGGUGGAACCACCCAGCAGCUGGUGAUUCACGCCGCCGAUGGUGGCGAGGUCACUAGUGAACAGGUGGCGGCAGCCGGAGGCCAGUUUCUCGUUACGACGACCCUACAUGUGUGCGCCAUUUGCGGCAAGGCGUAUACACAAAAGGACGGCCUAGACGAGCAUAUGCAGACCCACGCCUCCAGGCUGUACAGCUGCAGCUUGUGUGGCGCCAUCUUCAUCGACAAGUCCCAUCUCGACGUGCACAUGCGCAGCCAUUACGCCCAACAAGGUAAGCCGGAGACUAAUCAGACGGUAACGAUAGCCGAGGAGACGGCUGCGGAGGUUUCAGCGCAACCAGCAGCGGUCGCGGCAACUCAGCCAGCGGGCGCAGGGGGUGCGGGAACCGGGAAAAGUAAAAAGCGGCCCUUCGUCUGCUCCGAAUGUGGAAAGGCGUUCCGGCGACGCGAGCACGUCGAGCGGCACAUGCGAAUGCACACUGGCGAACGCAACUUCGUGUGUACCUCUUGUGGCAAGACCUUCUCACAGAAGGUUCAUCUUGAGAAUCACCUGCGUAUUCACACGGGCGAGCGCCCGUACACCUGCCAGGUGUGCGGUAAAUCGUUCCGCCGUAAGGAGCACAUCAGCCGCCACAUGAAAACUCACACCGGAGAGCGGCCCUUCGCGUGUUCCAUGUGCCCAAGGACAUUCUCGCAACGCGCACAUCUUCUCAACCAUGCGACAAUCCACUCGGGUGAAAGGCCCUACGCCUGCGGAUCCUGUGGAAAGACGUUCCGACUGAAGGACCAUGCCGAGCGACACGUCAAGACCCACCUCCAACAGCAACAACAACAGUUGCAGCAGCAACAACAGCAGCAGCAACAACAACAACAACAACAACAGACGACAACAAUGCAAAUUGUCGAGGUGCAGAGCGCGGAAGAUGCCGCGGCCGAUCAGGCACAGGGCGCUGUCAUCGAGGUCCAGGACGGACAGAUCAUCACAACGACGACGCCACAGACCGUGGCGACAUCCGUUGCACAACAACAACAACAACAACAACAACAACAACAGACACAGGAAAUUCAGGCGCAGCAACAACAACAGCAGCAACAAGCGGACCCAAAUCAUACGAAUUCGCUGCUCAGCGAGGCAGCCCAGCAGGCUGAGAUACCUCAGGUUGAUGAGGACGAGACCCAGCUGGAGACGCCGCUGAUGGUUCACGACGCGACGGGAGUAGCGACCGUGCACGAUGUUCAAAUGGGCGUGCAUGUUCAGAUGGCAGCUGCAGUUUCAACGACCGCGCAACUGCAGGCCGUACCGGUAGUGCAGGCCGUCCAGACUAUACACGACGCCCAACCAGUGACCGGCGUUGAGGAGGGUCUCGAAACCCUGCAACCCGUCGCGCCCGUACAGCAGUUACAGACGGUCCAGCAGGCCCUUCCCCCAGAGGAGCAAGGUGGAGGAGAUAAGAUGGUUGUUGUUGAAGAUAGCAAAGAACAGCUACGCAACCAGGUCGCUACAACCACGCAGCUGAUACAAGGAGCCAACGGACAGAUGAUCCAGGUGCAGGUGCCCGCUAACAACAAUAACAACAACAAUAAUAAUAAUACAACAACGAAGCAACAGACGACAGCAGGUGGCCAAGUUGUCGUUACAUCCGAACAACAGCAACAUCAGCAGGUUGUUGAAGAAUCAUCUGUCGUUACUAGCCAACAUCAGCAACAACAAGUGGUCACGCAAGUGGUAACUCAAUCAAGUACAACAGCGCCUACGGCGAGCACUACGACAGAUCACAGUAUUCACAGGUGUCCAUUAUGUCCGUACGUGACAACAAGUGUAAACGACUUUUGCAAGCACGUAGUGUUACAUGCAGAGGCCCGAAGCGACCCCGAGCCCGCCCAAGAACCGGCUUCGGUCACGAUCCAACCGGCAGUAACACAGGUUACAUCCGCUGCCGAUAAACCCCAAAUCACGAUCGUAGCCUCAAGCGGAAACGCGCCAGGCCAAACUAUCACGCAGUUUACCACAAAUGGACAACCCCAGCAGCCGCAACCAACGACCCAAUACAGAUGUGGUGUGUGCGGUGAAUUGUUUACGGACAAUGGCGUCUUGCAGAAUCACCUGCGAAGCCAUCAAGAGACGACGACUCGACUAUUCAGCUGUUCAUUGUGCGGGGUAGUGUAUGCCAACAGGCAACAGCUGGAAACGCAUAUGCAGACACACAUGAGCCAACAGGCCGCCGCUCCCACAGGAACUGUCACACUGCAAACGGCAGCAGCAGUGGCAGCUGCCGCAGCGGCCCAGCAAACAACAAAUGUUGGUGGGGGUCAACCCGCGCAAGCAGCAGCGGCAGCGGGUGGCCAAGUGGCCGGCGGAGGACAAGCCGCCGCUCUCAACGGUGAAACGAGGCAAGUCCUUAUCCAGACUGCGGGCGGGGGCUGGAUCAUGAAGCAGGAGCCUUCAACAACGGGGGCUCCUUUAACAGGGGGCCUACCAACCCUGCCAAACUCUCUAUCGGGCUCCCUUCCGGCCGGGGUGACGGUGGGUCCUGUGCCCGUGGGACCCGUAGCCGUGGGGGCCAGUGCCAGUGGCCAAGUGUCUGUAGGCGGCGACGCCAUGAGUCCAUCGAAGCCCAAAGAAAGACCAUAUCCAUGUGCGACAUGUGGUAAGACGUUUUGUCAGAAGGCCCAUUUGGAGAACCACCUCCGGAUUCACACCGGGGAGCGGCCGUUCGCCUGCUCCAUGUGCGGGAAGGCAUUCAGGCGCAAGGAGCACAUCGGACGUCAUAUGCGAAUCCAUACCGGCGAACGGCCCUUCUGCUGCACCCAUUGUGGCAAGCGUUUCUCGCAAAAGGUCCAUCUGGAGUCACACAUUCGUAUCCACACCGGAGAGCGGCCUUUCUCAUGUUCGGCGUGCGGCAAGACGUUCACCCGAAAAGAGCACAUCGAGAGGCACAUCAAGACACACACAGGUGAACGCAUGUUCGUUUGUUCUCAGUGCGGAAAGAGCUUCAAUCAAAAGGCUCAUCUCGAGUCCCACAUGAGAACACAUACGGGAGAAAGACCGUAUACAUGCGGCUCUUGUGGGAAGACCUUCCGACAGCGCGUGCAACUCGAGAGACACGCGAGGACCCAUGUCGCUACAGGCACUGAGGGUAUCCUGACGACGGCCGGAGGGCAGCAGGUAUUGACGGUGGCAGCGGUUCCAGGCCAGCAGGUGGCCUUUGUGGCCGACCCCAACCUCAUACAGCAGCUGCAGUCCGCAGACGGCCAUACUACCAUAACCAUCCCCGCCUGCACCUUAUGUGGUAAGGCAUUCUGUAACCAUAUGGACGCGCAGCAAAAACAGCUCAUUGCCGCCGCUGCCGCACAGGGCGCCACCGUGCAGGUUUUGACCGCUCCAGGACAGCAUUUAGUCCAAGAGGGCGGUCAGCUUCAGGUGGUGGAGGCGGCGGUUGUGGGUGGAGUGGCCGGGGUCGGUGCUAUCGGGGCAAUAGCCGAGGGCACACAAGACGCUGUAGCACAGGCGGUAGCGCAGGCGACGGGGCUCGAACAGCACGAGGUUUCUGUGCAGGGCAUGUCCGUGCAGGAGCAGGUUGACAAGGCCAUCAGUAACGCCGUUGCCUGAGGUCUACCAGCGGGACUUCUUUAAAGAUGCCCGCAUGCCUGUAACUGCGUGCGUGCGUCGCCCAACGUUUUUCUCUGCCUCGUACACCAUCUGCCCGAACGAAGUAGCGCAUAACAAGGAAAGUAGGCCUAACACCUUACUAGCGACAAUACCUGUUCGACAACCAUCAAUCGAUACAAAUAUGUAUUGAGAACCGACACAAUGUUGAACAUAAAGAAGAAAACAACGGUUACGGCCAGCAUGAAAACAUGAAGUCAGGAUACCGGAACGUGGUGUUGGACUGGAAGGUAGAUAAAGGCAAAGAAGAUGACAAAAAUUUUGAAAAAUUUAUGACUCAAAAUUCAGCUACAUUAUUAUUAGUAUCGAAAAUACGAACAGCUACUGACACCACAGAAGUGCGUUCAAGUAUAGGCAAUGACUGGGCUCUUUGAGGGCGGGAUUACGUGACAGCGACAGUUUGCAGCAGUUAUAAAUACAUUAAUUUGUAUAUAUAUAUAUAUAUAUAUAUACAUACAUAUAUAUAUAUAUAUAUAUAUAUAUAUAUAUAUAUAUAUAUAUAUAUAUAUUCAUCAUAAACAUACUGAAGCACACAAGGAGCACCUGUCUGCAGCUGAAAUACACGAGCAGUCUCGCCCUAAAGCAGCAACGUAAGCAAUGUCGACGACAACAAGAAUAACUGCGGCGACAUUAACGGGCCACAACGACAAAUAAAUAUCAGACUUGAACAGGUCAAACAUGAUAAAGAUGAUAUCGUUUGAGGCGGAUGAUAAAAACGAUGAAAAUGAUGAGAAAUGUCGGAAGGAAUCCCGGACGGCUAGGCGAGCGACACACGAGUGGAGCCGUCCGUCGUGUCGAGAGCAAGUGCCUACAACACCCAGCUUAUCGAGAUGUAGUAGGUCGUCCACGAAGGGGGUAACCGCAAAUCCCUAAGGGACAACUAACUUCGAAUCGAUAUUUUGGGAGAGAACGAUGGUGAUGGUGAUGUUAAGAAAAACAAUGAGAAGCGACGUUACUAAAUUCGUAAAUAUUGCAGUAUCGUCGGUGUGUGCGAACUCUUGCCCCGCGGAAUUAGGGUUUAGGGCCAAUUUCAACGUAGCAGACCAUUAUACAUGUACACAAACAGCCGAGGAGAUAUAAGGUGCAGCUGUCUGGCGAAUGUAGUCAUCCAGUUAUUCCUGCCUUCCCGACCGUUUUUGUUGCCUACCAAUUAAUGUAACGGUGGUCUCUGCUGUACAAUUUUUUAUGACUGGCACGAUUUUUGUGCAUAUACAUACAAUAUUAACUUGUAAUAUUCUGACGUGUGAGUGGCAUGUUUAUGCUAUAGCAUCUCUAAUAUUAACAUUAUUAUUAACUAUAAGUGUUAUUUUUCGGCUCAUUACAUUUUGUUGAAAUAUAUUUGCUGGAUUUACUUGCGGACGGCGGGAAGGUCCAAGAAGGGCUAUAUGUCUGCUCGCCAAGAACAACCAAGUUAAUAAGUCAAAAAACAGCGGCAACGUCCCUAAACUGAAAAACAACCUCAAAAUCUUGAAGGUCAAAACCUCUGCAAAAAAGCCACAGCCGAGACUUGUUCAUAGUAAUCGGGUGAAAUCACCGUUUUUUGCAUGCUCAUCUGAAUUGGUAUCGUAUUCGUAUUACUCACAUUAUCUGUAUUAAGUGAAAUAAAAUAGAGAGGAGAGCUUCGAAUAAUCUUCUCUUGACGCACUCGCUGUAGAUGUCACUUAUUUUUGUCACUUGUGUAUCGGUGGUUGCAGACCAUUUCUUUAAGCUCAGCUUCAUGCAGUUGUCUAGCUUUUUGUUGACAUGUCGUUACGUAAAUCAGAGAGCGGGCUCUUUUUUGGAAAACCAUUUUGCGUGCACAAUAUGAUUCCAGGUAUAAGGAACAAACUCAUUUUCUUGCUUGAUUAACAAUAUCGGCUUCGUGCUACAAUAUUACACGAUAAAUAAUCACGCAAUUUAGACACGUAACUGUUAAACCACACUUAACUAUUAAGCUACACUUAUUACUUAGUGUGGCUUAAUCGCUGGAAGGGCAGCAUUGUGGGAGUCUGAUUAGAAUUUGUCGAGUCUGAUUAGGAAGAUAGAAAAAUUGGAAAAAUUUUUAUACCUGUCUAGCCUUCGAUUCUCGGCCACUAACCGUAGUCUCCCAAGUAAUGUCUGCAUAUUUCAUUUCUCUACAACGAUGGCGAACGUAGUGUGUCUGUGAAAGUAGCAAAAGCAAGAAUCGGCGAUUUUGGAUAAAAAUAGUGGACGUGUGUCAGCUGAGGACAUUUCUUGAAUUUACCUUUAAGUGAUGCUGUUAUCUAUCAUGAAAAUACGUCAUCAGCACGGUCAGUAACACGAUGGCGAUGAGUUAAGGGUAAUAAUUAGUAUCAUGAGGGAAUGACGCUUGCAAUGGGAACAAAAGACCAGACGGCGGGCUGACGCGAAUCGAAUCGGAGACGAAGCACUUAAGUGUAACUCAUGCCAUUGACAAUGAUUAUAUAAUGCAAUCGCAGAGCGCCUGGUGUUACCAGGCUGUCAUUAUGUGACUAUCGAUAUUUCUAAUCGCCAUGAUGCUACGUUGGCGAUGAAAUGGCUGACGGCAAACUCACGAGACCGAUACCCUAAAUGGGGUUGCAUCGAGGGGUUACGACAAGCUGAGCUAAUGCGUCUUUGGCUGUGUGCUGUUCACUACACACCUUACCACCGUGAUCGUUCUAUACAAGAAUAACUAUCAAUCAAUCAGCUGGUAUAAACACAGACGUAGACAGCCCACACAAAUUAUAUAUAUAUAUAUAUAUAUAUAUAUAUGAUACAUAACUUGAUUGAGAAGUGAAGAGGAGUAAGUCGCCUACAAUUUGUCGGCUUUACUUUUUGAUUUCCUGAAGAAGUUAAUUAUUCAUAAUAGUAUGAGGAAA
Varroa destructor (honeybee mite) is the source of this 7704-nucleotide messenger RNA. RefSeq lists its product as uncharacterized. Lineage: Eukaryota; Metazoa; Arthropoda; Arachnida; Mesostigmata; Varroidae. The record is from RefSeq and is a predicted model, not a curated record.